Messenger RNA from Zea mays, 1936 nucleotides. RefSeq lists its product as uncharacterized. The transcript has a single exon. Bases 120 to 1697 code for a protein of 525 amino acids. Gene Ontology annotation, biological process: carbohydrate metabolic process. Lineage: Eukaryota; Viridiplantae; Streptophyta; Magnoliopsida; Poales; Poaceae. The record is from RefSeq and is marked validated. Gene Ontology annotation, molecular function: hydrolase activity, hydrolyzing O-glycosyl compounds.
CGCUCGUCGGCGUGGCGACCGAUCCACGCACCCACCCGCUCGCACCCCUCCAUUUAAGCCCGCGGGGCUCCGGGCGUUUCUUGGUCGCGCACACGGAAGAGCGCGAGAGGUUCCAUUCCAUGGCGGCGCCGCGCGGCCUUCUCGCAUUGUUCGCGGUGGCUGCCGCCGCUACGGCGGCGGCGACGGGCGUGGACGCGCUCGGGGUGAACUGGGGCACCAUGUCCGCGCGCCGGCUCCCGCCCAAGGUGAUGGCGCGCCUGCUCACGGACAACGGGUUCACGAAGGUGAAGAUCUUCGACGCCGACGAGCGGACCAUGAAGGGCCUCGCCGGGACGAGCAUCGAGACGAUGAUCGCCGUGCCCAACGACAUGCUCGCGGCCGUCGCCGACUACGACCGGGCCCGGCGGUGGGUUAGGGACAAUGUCACCAAGUACACCUUCGACGGCGGCGUCAACAUCAAGUGCGUAGCCCUAGGCCCUAGCGCGCGCGUAUAUAUAUAUGCAGUGCACCGCCAUUGGCAUGGACCCGUUCGUUUCUCCGCUGGCGCUGAGACGUUCUCGAUCGUACGUGUACGUCCGUCCAGGUUCGUGGCCGUCGGCAACGAGCCGUUCCUCAGGGCGUACAACGGCUCGUUCGACCACGUGACGGUGCCGGCGCUCAGGAACAUCCAGCGCGCGCUGGACGAGGCCGGGCACGGCGCGGCGGUCAAGGCAACGGUCCCCGUCAACGCGGACGUGUACGAUUCGCCGGCGAGCAACCCGGUGCCGUCGGCAGGGAGGUUCCGCAGCGACGUGGCGCGGGUCAUGGCGGACAUGGUCCGCUUCCUCAACCGCAGCGGCGCGCCGCUCACCGUCAACAUCUACCCGUUCCUCAGCCUGUACGGGAACGACGACUUCCCGCUGGACUACGCCUUCUUCGACGGCGGCGCCGGUGCGCCGGUGGUCGACGGCCGGGCCGUCUACACCAACGUGUUCGACGCCAACUUCGACACGCUGGUGUCGGCGCUCAAGAGGGUCGGGCUCGGCCACCUGCCGGUCAUGAUCGGCGAGGUCGGCUGGCCGACGGACGGCGACAGGCACGCCACGGCGGCCCUCGCGGAGCGCUUCUACGCGGGGCUCCUCCAGCGGCUCGCGGCCAGGAGAGGCACGCCGCUCCGGCCCGGCGCGCGCAUCGAGGCCUACCUGUUCGGGCUCGUGGACGAGGACGCCAAGAGCGUGGCGCCGGGCAACUUCGAGCGCCACUGGGGCAUCUUCACCUUCGACGGGCGGCCCAAGUUCCCGCUGGACCUGCGCGGCGACGGGCGGCCGGCGAUGCCCGUCCCGGCCCGGGGCGUGGAGUACCUGCCCCGGCGGUGGUGCGUCCUGAACCCCAUCAGCAUCGCCGGGGACGGACGGCUCGCGGACAACGUCGCGUACGCGUGCUCCCGCGCCGACUGCACGGCGCUAGGCUACGGGUGCAGCUGCGGCGCGCUGGACCCGCGCGGGAACGCGUCGUACGCCUUCAACGCCUAUUACCAGGCACAGGGGCAGGUGGAGUCGGCGUGCGACUUCCAGGGGCUCGCCGUCGUCGUCGACGAGGACGCCUCUCAGGGCGCCUGCAACUUCAGCGUGCAGCUCGUUGGGUCAGGGGCUCCGGUGGCCACCGCGGUCACCACGAUGGCGGCCGUACUGGUGCCUCUGUUUCUUGUGUUGCUUUGAGCUGACGCAAGGUGUGGUGCUUGCCUGCCUGACUGGAAUCCUGAUGACUGUACUGUACAGUGUUGGUCCACUACAGUGACGUACUAAGUACUACCAUGUUUUGAUGGUUCAUCAUGUGCGAUGAGCGUGUCUCUUCCCUGUAUCUUCAACCUCUACGACGGUUCCUCCUAAAUUAUUCUCUUACUUGGUGAGUGUCCGUGCGUUGCAACGGGAACAUAUAAUACCAUGAUAACUUAUAU